AAUUUCCACUUUCGAUCUUGUAUCAUCUACUUUUACUAAAAUGAGUCCAGAAUCUUGCUGUCCACUGGCAAAGGAUGCCAAUACAAAGAUCGCCUGCGAACUUGCAGCUGGAGAAGCCGCCAAGAAGGCCCAUGAAGGCUGUCCUGUCGCCGACAAAAGCUGUUGUCUCAAGAAAGAAGAAGUUAGUGAAACCUGCUGUCUGAAAAAGGAGGAAUCUUGCCCCGUAAAGGAGGGAACCUGCCCUGGAGCUGCCAAGACAGACGCACCUGAAGGAGACUCUGCCAAGGAAGCUGGCGCCGCAGGCCAAGACGAAGAAGCUUCCCCCGAAGAGGAAGUUGUUGAGGGCAACUGGAAGGCCAGGAAGGUUGAGGUUAGCGAGAUCAAGGUUGAGACUGGAGAAGAGGACGAGGACAUAUUCUGGACUCAGCGCUCCAAGCUUUACAGAUGGGCAACCGAUACCGAUGGUACAGGAGUAUGGAAAGAGAGAGGACUCGGUGACUCCAAGUUGCUCAAGCACAGGACUAGCGGAAAGAUUAGGUUCUUGUUGCGUCAGGAAAAGACAUUCAAGGUUGUUGCCAAUCACUAUGUGCUAGAGUCUGAUGGGUUGUGCAAGCUCACACCAAAUGUUGGAAGCGACAAGAUCUGGGUAUGGACUGCUCACAAUACUCUGGAAGAUGAAAACAAGGUUGAACAGUUGGCGUUGAAAUUCGCCACCUUGGACCAGGCAAAGACGUUUAAAGAAAAGUUUGAAGAAGCUGCAGCAGUGAAUAAGGAAUUAUUCAAGAAAUGAACACUAAUGUGCAGUAGGGUUUGGUGCUAGUAACAUGCGGAAUGCACUGGAUGCUAUCUAGGGGGGUUUUAAUGAGUAAAACGGGCACUUUGGUCUACAGUACAAUAUGAAAUCUAAAUCAUGUUGAUUUCACGAAUUUAGCCAUGGAAUCGUGCAUAUUCGCAAUGGGUCACAUAGCCUUUGUAAAAAAUUUUUUGGACUUGGC
This is a messenger RNA of Theileria equi strain WA, 995 nucleotides long. RefSeq names its product ran binding protein, putative. The record is from RefSeq and is a predicted model, not a curated record. Gene Ontology annotation, biological process: intracellular transport. Gene Ontology annotation, molecular function: GTPase activator activity. NCBI's taxonomy places the organism in Eukaryota, Apicomplexa, Aconoidasida, Piroplasmida, Theileriidae. The transcript is spliced from 2 exons. Bases 41 to 790 code for a protein of 249 amino acids. Gene Ontology annotation, cellular component: cytoplasm; nuclear pore.